Molecule: messenger RNA, 3070 nt
Organism: Daphnia magna
Lineage: Eukaryota; Metazoa; Arthropoda; Branchiopoda; Diplostraca; Daphniidae
Gene: Dis3
Product: exosome complex exonuclease RRP44
Exons: 17
Coding region: 146-3022 (958 amino acids)
Biological process (GO): rRNA catabolic process
Cellular component (GO): nuclear exosome (RNase complex); cytoplasmic exosome (RNase complex)
Molecular function (GO): endonuclease activity; RNA binding; 3'-5'-RNA exonuclease activity
Source: RefSeq, a predicted model, not a curated record
AGAAAUUGUCUUGUGUUGUUCGGAUGACUCUUCAGCUUUUGUGUCCGUCUGUCAAGACACAGAGUUGCCAAUUUACUGAUAUAAUUUUAACUGCACGGGACGAAUUCUAUUUCGUCUGCUCUGUUUCCAACACGUUGCGGAAAAAAUGGACAUGCUUACUAGCAAAAUAUUUUUACGAAAAACGAAGAGAGGAAAGGUUCUAAAAGUUGUUCGAGAACAUUAUCUUCGAGAUGAUCUUUGGUGUGGUUCUGAUCUGUGUAAAAAAUGCAAUCAGGAAAACAGUGAAGUACUAGACGAUGCGCCUAUUUCAUCUAGCACACUUUGUGCAUGUCCACAUUAUGUUGUGGUAGACACCAAUGUUGUACUUCAUCAGAUUGAUGUUCUUGAAAGUCCAGCAUGGAAAAAUGUCAUUGUGUUGCAAACCGUAUUGGAAGAAACAAGGAAACGUAGUACAAAUAAUUUUAAAAAAUUAAAAGAGAUCAUGGCAACCAGAAAAGAUAGCUUCUACGUGUUUGUCAAUGAACACCACAAGGACACAUAUGUAGAAAGAAAACCUGGUGAAAGUGCAAAUGAUCGAAAUGACAGAGCAAUACGAAAAGCAUGCAGCUGGUAUCAGACUCACUUGGAAGAAAGUCAACAAGGAAGGGAAAAGAAGAAAAAGGUCCAAAUUAUUCUUUUGACUCAGGAUUUCAAGAACAGAGAACAAGCAUUAAAAGAAGGAAUACCAGCUUAUAGGGUGGAUGAAUAUGUUAAAAGCCUGAAAGAUUUCCCUGAUCUCCAAGAAAAAUUAGCGGCAUCGCAUUCCGAUGAUAAUGCCGAGAACCGGGAACCUUUGUUUCCCGAGCAUUGGGCGCCUACCCGAAUAAUGACUGGAAUAAAAUCUGGCAAACUACUUCAAGGAAUUUUUCAUUGUUCCAGGGAAAAUUUCUUGGAAGGGUCUGUCAGUGUUGAGGGGCAAGAUAAAUCCAUUCUUCUGCAAGGCCAUGCCAGUUUAAACCGUGCAGUUGAUGGAGAUAUUGUUGCCGUAGAAUUAUUACCAGAGGACAAAUGGACGUCGCCUAGUGGUAUUGUUCUGGAGGAUCAAGAGGACCAAGAUCCCGGUGAUCAAAUUGAAAAGGAAGAAGCGCUAUUAACCAAUAGCACCAAGGGCAAGGAUCUUCAACCCACUGGCAAAAUCGUUGGAAUUAUUCGUCGCAAGUGGCGCCAGUAUUGCGGAAUAUUGCUUCCGAGUGUGCUUGCCGAAGGAACUCGACAUCUAUUCGUUCCUGCCGAAAGAAAAAUUCCAAAAAUUCGAAUCGAAACGCGACAAGCUGCAACAUUGUCUUCGCAAAAAAUUAUUGUUGCCAUUGAUUCAUGGCCUCGUACUUCCAGAUAUCCACUUGGUCACUUUGUUCGUGCCCUGGGUAAUAUUGGUGAUAAGGAUACCGAAAAUGAGGUUCUGUUAUUGGAGCAUGAUGUACCACAUCACAGCUUCCCGGAAACAGUACUGGCGUGUUUGCCUUCCAUGCCCUGGAUGAUAAGCCAAGAGGAAGUGAAACGUCGUGAAGACUUACGGAACCUGGAUAUUUGCAGUGUUGAUCCCCCUGGAUGUACAGACAUUGAUGACGCGCUCCAUUUCAGAGAAUUAUCGCCAAACUUAUACGAAAUUGGAGUUCAUAUUGCGGACGUGUCUCAUUUCGUUCGGCCAGAUACUGCCCUGGAUAAAGAAGCUGCCAAUAGAGGAACGACAGUUUACCUUGUUGACCGCCGAAUCGACAUGGUCCCCGAACUUCUAAGUUCCAAUCUUUGUUCUUUAAGACCAGACCAGGAGCGCCUUGCGUUUUCUGUCAUUUGGGAAGUGACUCCAAAUGCUGAAAUUAAAAAAACUCGCUUCACUAAAAGUGUAAUCCGUUCCCGUCGAGCUUAUACUUAUGCUGAGGCUCAGUGUAGUAUUGAUGACCCGCUUCAGCAAAAUGAGUUGGCUAAAAGUCUCCGUGGAUUAAACAAGUUGGCCAAAAUAAUGAAAAAAAAUCGAAUGGAAAAAGGUGCAUUACAAUUAUCAAGCCCGGAGAUCAGGUUUGAGGUGAGCACCGAAACAAACGACCCUAUUGAUGUAAUUUCAAAGCCUAUGCUUGAUACCAAUAGCAUGGUGGAAGAAUUCAUGUUGUUGGCCAAUAUUUCGGUAGCAGAACAUAUUUUCAAGCAUUUCCCAGAAUGUGCUGUUCUCCGCCGUCAUCCCGUCCCUCCUGAAUCAAACUUUGAACCAUUCUUGAAAGCAGGAAAGACACAGGGAUUCACGUUAGACGUUAGUAGCAACAAAUCGUUGGCCGCUUCACUGGAUGCAGCUGUCAAACCGGAUAAUGUGUACAUGAACACCAUGUUGCGUAUUUUGGCAACGCGUUGCAUGAUGCAAGCAGUCUAUUUUAGCAGCGGAACUGUUGCUCAAGUAGAUUUUUAUCAUUAUGGUUUAGCUGCACCAAUUUACACCCAUUUCACAUCUCCCAUUCGCAGAUAUGCAGACUUGCUGGUCCAUCGGCUCUUGGCGGUAGCCAUUAGUGCUGAUGUGACAUACGCUGAGUUGCUUGACCGAAAAUGCGUUCAACAGUUGUGCAAUAAUCUUAAUUAUCGGCACAAAAUGUCGCAGUAUGCACAACGAUCUUCAGUUGCACUACACACUCACUUGUUCUUCCGCCACCGUGUCCAGGAUGAAGACGCCUAUGUUCUUUCCGUUCGUCAGAAUGCUCUGCAAGUCCUUAUUCCAAAGUAUGGGCUGGAAGGCUCCAUUUAUCUUAAAGAGAAGGAUGAAGAUUCUAAGUCCGCCUUCAUCUACAAUCCAGACGAGCCUUCUCAAACUUGUGACAACAUAACUAUUCGAACAUUUGAUCGUAUUGUGGUGCAAGUGAGCCUCGAUUCAAAGUAUGUUCAACAUCAGAAAAUAGCCGUUCAUCUAGUUCAACCUCAAAUCGCAGGAUUGUCUGUUGAACCUAUUAAAACUGUGAACGUUAGUGAACCUACUCCUAAAAAGUUAAAAUCAGGAAACUGAAUAACUUAUAAAAUUAAAAGGCAGGAAUAAAUGUUCACCAUUCAGUAA